Leptosia nina is the source of this 1425-nucleotide messenger RNA. Lineage: Eukaryota; Metazoa; Arthropoda; Insecta; Lepidoptera; Pieridae. The record is from the annotation of a GenBank genome assembly.
AUGUGGGAUCCAACGCACGUCCAAGUCACAGUGCAAAGAGCUCGAAAUUUACUGAUAAAAGGUAAAAACGGUACAAAUAACUGUUUUGUUACUAUCUCCCUCGGCAAAGAAAAAUUCCAAACAUCCGUAAAACACAAAGCUGCGGAAAAUGUUGAGUGGUUUGAGGAAUGUGAAUUACAUAUACCGACACAAGGAAAUACCGCAGAAAUCGUUUUGAAAGUCUGCGAUGAAGACUACCUUAAAGAUCAUUUACUGGGUCAAGUUUCGAUUCCGUUAAAAGACCUAGAUGUGUACGAACGAGCUCGAAACCGCUGGUAUCCCCUACGCGGGAAACAGGGCAAAGAAUCUGAUAAGAAUAGGGGAGAGCUGGAGGUAAAAGUGGCAUUUAUUGUUAAGGAAGGAAGCCUGUCAGAUCUUUCAAAAAAAGAGAAACACAAAUCUUCGUUAAGCAGCCUUGCACAUAAUGUAGGAGGAAGUCUUAUGAGUAUUGGGAGUAUUGAAAAACGUAAAGGCAUUAAAAAAUUUGCCAAGAAUCUUGGUUCUAAAAUAAAUCUUACUAAAAAAGACAAAAAAAAUGAAUCAUCAUCCCUUGGUGGGAGUGUUGGUAAUCUUCGAAGCUCAACCAUUUCUACUCCGGAUGCUUCCACACCCAAAAGACCGCUGGGGGAAGCCGAUCCAGGUGUUAUAAGUGAAGAUGAAGAUGAAUUUGCGUUUGAUGAUCUAUCCCAUAAGAGUUCAGGCAGUUCACUGAAUGUGCAAACAUCUUACAUGCCCCGUAUAGCAAAAUAUACUCCAUCACCAGUAAAUGCAUCGCUGGAAAAUUUAGGUGGAGGUGAAUUUCUCAGAAGAUCUACCAGUAGCACUUUGGCAGUAACAGAAAAGUCUACACCUGUAAAACCAGUGCGUUUAAGCUUGGACACAUUUACAGCUCCACAAUUACCUGUUCAGCACCUCGGUGAUGAUGAGUGGUCCCAGAAAUUGGUGCCACGUAAAUCAAUGAGUCAAUUAGCAAUUGAUAGAGAAAAAUCAUCAAGCCUUGAAAGAAAUAAAAAAUUAGAUAGUCCAAGCUCGUUUAAGGAAAAACCAAGUCCUAAGUUCUUUAAAAAGUUUGGUACUAACAAUAAGCCAAAGAAAUUAUUAGAAGAACGUAUUAUAGUCGGUGAAGAAAAUAUUGUCGAAGAAGAUAUCAAUCCAGCAUAUAGUAACAUUCCUAGAACAGUUUUACAGCAGUGUGAUGGAAUGUCCCGAGAGGAUUUAAUUGUAAUGAUUUAUAACUUACAGAAAGAUGUGGAGUCCGAAAAGAAGAAGAACAAGGAUCUUGAAAAUUAUUUAGAUAAUCUACUGCUACGAGUUAUGGAAACCACACCAAGAAUUUUGCAAAAUCCAUAUGUAAGGAAUAACAGUAUGCACAUUAGAAACAAGUGA